Molecule: messenger RNA, 165 nt
Organism: Aspergillus nidulans FGSC A4
Lineage: Eukaryota; Fungi; Ascomycota; Eurotiomycetes; Eurotiales; Aspergillaceae
Exons: 4
Coding region: 1-165 (54 amino acids)
Source: RefSeq, a predicted model, not a curated record
AUGUUGGUAGAGUUCCUUGUCAAUUCUCUGAAGAAUAUUCAGCAUCUGCUCCCUUGUCAGCCUCUUGAAUCCUGGUCUUUGACAUCUGGGACAUCUACAGGGACCAACAAUGGUCUAGAGCCUCAAACAUGCUUCUGCGUGGAUCAUUCUGUGAAAGAACAGUAA